Xyrauchen texanus (razorback sucker) is the source of this 8014-nucleotide messenger RNA. RefSeq names its product dedicator of cytokinesis 4b (gene dock4b). Gene Ontology annotation, cellular component: plasma membrane; cytoplasm. Bases 122 to 6004 code for a protein of 1960 amino acids. NCBI's taxonomy places the organism in Eukaryota, Metazoa, Chordata, Actinopteri, Cypriniformes, Catostomidae. Gene Ontology annotation, biological process: small GTPase-mediated signal transduction; cell chemotaxis. The record is from RefSeq and is a predicted model, not a curated record. The transcript is spliced from 53 exons. Gene Ontology annotation, molecular function: GTPase activator activity; guanyl-nucleotide exchange factor activity; small GTPase binding.
CGCUCGAGCAAUCUGAACAAUGACUCUGUGCAAGAGGAUGAUCCAAAACUGGAGCCAUGUGUGAUUUAACACCGAUACUGUACAUUGCGCUGGUUUUAACGCUCUUUUCAACACAAACACCAUGAAUAUGUGGAUACCAACAGAACAUGAGAAAUACGGAGUCGUUCUGGCCAGUUUCCGGGGGAUGGUACAGCAUAGCUUGCCUCUGGAGAUCGGUGAUACGGUGCAGAUCCUAGAGAAAUGUGAAGGCUGGUACAGAGGAUUCGUCCUGAAGAACCCAAAUGCCAAGGGUAUUUUUCCUUGCAGUUACAUCCAUCUAAAAAAUGCUCAUAUCAAGAAUAAAGGGCAGUUUGAGAUGGUGGUGCCGACCGAAGACUCUGUCAUUACCGAGAUGACGUCCACACUGCGGGACUGGGGUGCCAUGUGGAAGCAGCUGUUUGUGAAAAAUGAAGGCGAUCUGUUUCACAGACUGUGGCACGUCAUGAAUGAGAUUUUGGAUCUGAGACGGCAGGUUCUGGUUGGUCACCUGACUCAUGACCGCAUGAGGGACGUCAAACAGCACAUUACAGCACGACUGGACUGGGGCAAUGAACAGCUGUGUUUGGACCUGGUACCCAGGAGAGAAUUCAGCAUGGUCGACCCAGACGAAAUCAGCAUUACAGAGCUCUACCGAUUGAUGGAAAAUCGGCAUCGGAAGAAAGAAACUCCGACUCCCGUCAGCACACAUCACCUGUUUGUCCAUUUGAAGAGUCUGAUGAGCUCAAACCUGGGCGAAGAACUGGAGGUCUUUUUCUUCAUCUAUGAUAGUCGAGAGAGCAAACCACUCAGUGAACGGUUCUUUGUUAAACUCAAUAAAAAUGGUCUGCCCAAGUGUCCUGAGAAGACAGAAAGACAAUGCACACUUUUUGUGGAUCUCGGGAGCGCUGACCUGAGAAAAGAUGUGUAUAUUGUUGUACACAUCAUUAGAAUCGGGAGAAUGGGUGCAGGAGAGAAGAAAAACACAUGUAAUGUUCAAUAUAGACGUCCGUAUGGCUGUGCCGUGGUCAGUAUUGCUGAUCUUCUAACUGCUGACUCAAAAGAUGACCACCUUCUGAAGGUUUACGCUUGCAACACAGAAAGUGAUUGGAGUCAAAUUCAUGACAACAUCAUUAAGAAAGUGAACUCCAGAUACAACCUCUCAGGGACCAACACAGGCCUAGCAGUGGCUCUCCAGUUGUUACAUGGCGACAUCGAACAGUUGCGGAGAGAAUACAUGGUCCUCUUCACCAGAGGAGUCUCCGUCACCAAAAAACUGGGCUUCUCUGAUGUUAUCAUGCCAGGUGAAAUGAGGAAUGAUCUGUACAUCACGCUGGAGAAGGGGGAGUUCGAGAAAGGAGGGAAGAGUGUGGCGAGAAACGUGGAGGUCACAGUCUACGCGCUGGAUGCUGAUGGACAAAUUCUCAAGGGUUUUGUGGCUGUUGGGUCGGGCGAGCCAGGCGGAGACGAGUAUCACACCUUUGUUCUGUACCACAACAACAGUCCACGGUGGGCGGAACUAAUCAAGCUGCCCAUCCCUGUCGACCUGUUCCACGGCUCGCAUGUCCGUUUUGAGUUCCGUCACUGUUCCACAAAAGACAAGGGGGAAAAGAAGCUCUUUGGAUUCUCAUUCGUUCCUCUAAUGCAAGAUGAUGGGAGGACUUUGCCCGAUGGCACCCACGAGCUCAUUGUUCAUAAGUGCGAAGAGAAUGCUAACCUGCAAGACUGUGCUCGCUACCUCAAACUGCCCUUCUCCAAAUCAAAUCUGCCCGGCAACAACCAAACACUGAAAGGCAGUAAAGAGUCUCUCUGGAUCACAUCUUUCCUGUGUUCCACCAAGCUCACUCAAAACGGUGAUAUGCUGGACUUACUGAAGUGGAGAGCUCACCCGGAGAGAAUCAGUGACAGUCUGUCUAAACUCAAAGAGAUUGAUGGAUCAGAAAUAGUGAAGUUUUUACAGGAUACACUGGACACACUUUUUGGUAUUUUGGAUGAGAGCUCACAGAGAUAUGCACUCAAGGUGUUUGAUUGUCUGGUACACAUUAUAAACUUGCUCCAGGACAGCAAGUUUCAGCAUUUCAAACCAGUCAUGGACACCUACAUUGAAAGCCACUUUGCAGGAGCCCUGUCAUACAGGGAUCUGAUCAAGGUGCUUAAGUGGUAUGUGGACCGCAUUAUUGAAGCUGACCGUCAAGAACACAUCCAACAGGUGCUAAAGGCGACAGAGUACAUUUUUAAGUAUAUUAUCCAAUCAAGGCGGCUAUUUGCACUAGCCACGGGGGGACAGAAUGAAGAGGAGUUUCAAUGCUGUAUGCACGAGCUGUUCAUGUCCAUAAGCUUCUUCCUCUCACAGGAGAACAAGAGCUUGCGCCCCAUCACGCAAACACAGGCAGUGUUUUUGCAGUCAUUCCCGGCUGUGUACAGAGAGUUGCUGAAGCUUUUUACUGUAAGGGAAGUGGCCACAUUUGUGCGUGAGACUCUCGGUAGCCUCCCCACCGCGUCCCAAGCAGACUGCCCCCUGCAGGCCGUCAAACUGCACUGCAUCGCCAAAACCGUGGAUAGCCAAAUCUACAUCAACCCAGAGUCUAGAUGUAUCCUGCUGCCAGUGGUGUUGCGUGUCCUGCAGGCUCACAUGCAGGAACAGAAAGAUCUCGUCAUGUGUGCUCACAUCCUCACCUGCAUGCUUUCUCUACUCAAGAGGGAAGACACGGAGUCGACUGCAUCCGAGGAGGUUGACCUGAUUGUGGAGAGUGUUUUGGGUGUGUUACUGCGGACAAUACUGGAAGUCGCUAACCGACCCCAUCCACCAGGGCCCACACUACGCCCCCAGAUUCAAGACAUUACGGGAGAGUUUGUGUCGUGUCUUCUGGCUCUCUUGAGGCACAUGAAAGAUCGACACUACCAACAGCUUCUGCAGCGGUUCACCAGUAAAGAUGACCUGCGGGAUUUUCUUCUUCAUAUUUUCACCGUGUUUCGGAUCCUAAUAAGGCCAGAGAUGUUCCCCAAAGACUGGACGGUCAUGCGGCUGGUCACAAACAACAUCAUCAUCACCACUGUGCUCUACCUGUCAGACGCUUUAAGGACAAACUUCCUCAAUGACAAGUUCGACUAUAAGAUGUGGGAUUCCUACUUCUGCCUGUCUGUCAUCUUCAUCAACCAGUCUUGCCUUCAGCUAGAGACCUUCUCUGCAUCUAAGAGGAAGAAAAUAUUGGAAAAGUAUGGAGACAUGCGUGUAAUGAUGGGAUGUGAGAUAUUCAGCAUGUGGCAGAAUUUAGGAGAGCACAAGUUAAAUUUCAUCCCAGCGAUGAUCGGCCCGUUCUUAGAGGUGACACUAGUACCUCAACCUGACCUGAGGAAUGUCAUGAUCCCGAUCUUUCAUGACAUGAUGGACUGGGAACAGCGCAGAAGUGGCAACUUCAAACAGGUGGAGGCGAAACUUAUAGACAAGCUGGACAGUCUUAUGUCAGAGGGGAAAGGAGACGAGACAUAUAGAGAACUCUUCAACAGCAUAAUUCCUCUUUUUGGUCCAUACCCUAGUCUGUUGAAGAAGAUCGAGAGAGAGACUUGGCGAGAGAGCGGUAUAUCACUAAUCGCCACAGUUACACGACUGAUGGAGAGACUGCUGGACUACAGGGACUGUAUGAAAAUGGGGGAAGUGGACGGAAAGAAGAUUGGCUGUACAGUCAGUCUGCUGAACUUUUACAAAACAGAGCUGAAUAAAGAGGAAAUGUACAUCCGCUACAUUCACAAACUGUAUGACCUGCACCUGAAAGCUCAGAAUUACACAGAGGCCUCAUACACACUUCUACUCUAUGACGAGCUGUUAGAGUGGUCUGAGAGACCCCUGAGGGAGUUUCUGAGUUAUCCCAUGCAGAGCGAGUGGCAGAGGAAAGAAUACCUGCACCUCACCAUCAUACAAAAUUUUGACCGUGGAAAGUGUUGGGAAAAUGGCAUAAUUCUGUGCAGAGAGCUGGCCAACCAGUACGAAUCCUACUAUGAUUACAGAAACCUCAGCAAAAUGAGGAUGAUGGAAGCUUCGUUUUACGAUAAAAUAAUGGACCAGCAGCGUCUGGAGCCCGAGUUCUUCAGAGUGGGCUUCUACGGCAAGAAUUUCCCCUUCUUUUUACGGAAUAAGGAGUUUGUGUGUCGUGGUCAUGACUACGAGCGGCUGGAAGCGUUCCAGCAACGCAUGCUCAAUGAGUUCCCACAUGCCAUCGCAAUGCAGCACGCCAACCAGCCCGACCAGACCAUCUACCAGGCUGAAGCCCAGUACCUGCAGAUCUACGCUGUCACACCAAUCCCAGAUAGCCAGGACGUCCUGCAGAGAGACGGCGUCCCAGACAACAUCAAGAGCUUCUAUAAAGUCAAUCACAUCUGGAGGUUCCGCUACGACCGUCCAUUUCACAAGGGAACCAAAGACAAAGAGAAUGAGUUUAAGAGCCUGUGGGUAGAAAGGACGACGCUAACACUCGUACAAAGUCUACCUGGCAUCUCACGGUGGUUUGAAGUGGAGAGGAGAGAGCUGGUGGAGGUGAGUCCGCUGGAGAAUGCUAUCGAGGUGAUCGAGAACAAGAACCUGCAGUUACGGACGUUGAUCACGCAGUGCCAAACGCGACAGAUGCAGAACAUCAACCCUCUCACUAUGUGUCUCAAUGGAGUCAUCGAUGCCGCAGUCAACGGAGGACUCGCUCGCUAUCAGGAGGCGUUCUUUGUGAAGGACUACAUCAUGAAUCAUCCAGAAGAUGGUGACAAGAUCAGCCGUCUCAGAGAGCUUAUGUUUGAACAGGCUCAAAUAUUGGAGUUUGGUUUGACUGUGCAUGAGAAAUUCGUACCUCAGGAUAUGAGGCCCCUGCAUAAGAAACUGGUGGAUCAGUUUCAUCUAAUGAAAUCAAGCCUUGGCAUACAGGAGUUUCCGGCCUAUGCGCGGGCCAGUCCGAUCCAAUUCACCAACGGAAGCCCUCGUGCUGGCAGGAACUCAGUGGCCAACGUCCUGAGUCCAGAGGGAGUCGCACGCGUGGUAGCACGACGCAGUCCCCUCAGCUAUCCAGCAGUCAACCGCUACUCUUCAUCAUCUCUGUCAUCACAGGCCUCCAAUGAAGUGAGCAACAUCACGGGCCAAUCAGAGAGCUCCGAUGAAGUCUUCAACAUGCAGCCAAGUCCAUCUACCUCAAGUCUUAGUUCCAAUCACUCAGCCUCUCCCAACGUGACCAGCUCGGCUCCUUCCAGUGCCAGAGGUUCACCGCAGUUGCCAGAUAAACCCAAACAUUCCCGAGAGAACUGCCUCUCACCACGAGAGAGACCGUGCAGUGCCAUAUAUCCAAACCCCCUGGAUUCCACACAGAGGCCAGUUCCUCACCCAGCAGGUGAUGCAUCCUUGCCACGCAGUGAUCCCAACAUCUCCACCCCCGAUAAAGUGGUCAAGCCUGCAGUUAGUAGCUGGAGUCUAGACACGCCGCUCUCAGAUUCAAACGGAAAGUGCCCCCCUGUCCCUCCUAGGCCACCGUACACAGGUUCUCCUGCCAAGACAAGAUCGCAGUCCCCUGUGAUGACAUCACGCUCGCCUCAAAAGAGUGUGGUGCCCCCGCUUACCCCCUCGCCCACAGAAUGCCAGUCUGCAGGGUUGGUGUCCAACUCGCCAAUGCUUUCGGGAAGCUACAGCAGUGGCAUCUCCUCGCUUAGUCGCUGUAGUGUCUCUGAGGCCUCAGGUACCGAGACCACGCCCGCUGACCACGCCCUCCCAAACUCCGCCUCCAGUGGCUCGGAUGAGUUCUUUCGACGGGAGAACAAGACUCCGCCUCCUUACUGCAUCCACGAGCGAAACCCCCGCAGGCAGAUGCCCCUUCCCCCAAGCCUGUCGAUUCACCCAAAUGUUGACGCACCGCCAAUUCCGCCAAAACCCCACCAGAUACGAAAGCAAGACACCGAACCGCUCCGACCCGACCAGUUUCCCAGACCCAGACCCAUUCCGAGGAAAGUCUCGCAGCUCUAACGUUGCACCCCGAACACCAACCCCACCAUUUGCACUUUUACACUUAAAGGGAUAGUUCACCCAAAAAAUGAAACUUCUUUCAUUUACUCAUCCUUGUGACUUUCCAAACCUGUAUGACUUUCUCAUGUUCUGCCUAACAUCUCAUGUGUUCAUAGAGUUUGAAAGUACAUGUGGGUGAGUAAAUGACAACAGAUUUUUCAUCUUUAAUCUCUUUGGGUUUACAAAUCCAAACUCCCAGUUUAAUGUAAAAUAAAUAGACUGGGUUAUUUUUAUUAAAUAUUAAUAUAAAUAUAUUUAGCGAGCGAGAGAUGAUACAGGGAUAUGACUGCAUUUUUAUGCACUUUUUAGGUCUUAGAUUGUAGGUUUACUUGUCAAAUAUCACAAGCCCCUGAAUUAACUCUAAAACAUGGUGUUUUCUAAGAUUUGUCAUAGAUUUAUCAAUGCUAAUAUGUAUUAUAAAGGUUGAGACAAGUUUUGCCUUAAGAUUUGAAAACUUUUUUUAAAUGGUUAAUGCACCAUUUAAAGUACUUUGUACUUUUUAUAGAGCCAAAUGGUGCUAGAACUCAUCUGUAUUAAUGCUAGCACCGAGGAUAUUCCCAGUGUAGUGUUUUCUUUGAAAUUAGGUCAUUGCUUUUGUAAAAAAAGAAAACACAUUUCAAUAUAGUCUCUAUUCUCAUUACUGAAAAUCUGUCAAAGAUUAGACAAAUCAGUAACAUUUCACAGUAUAAACUGCCAUCCUUGCUGAUGUGAAAAUGUUUUUGGGGGAGAAAAAAAAAAAAGAGUUUACUCAAGAGUUGUUUAUUCCACCAAUCUUUGCAAUUGAAAAGGUACUGUGGAUGGGGCUAUGUAAGCUCAUCAUAGCCAGUAAGCAUUGAGUUUAGGGGGUUGUAGAGAGUUCUAACUAGGGUUUUUGCAUGGAGAACCUUUGCCCACACAGUGUAAAUGCAGAUGGUUUUUCAAGGAGUUCUGCCAAGUGUCGUGCCAAAGGAACAGGUGGGCUGUAUGGAAAUGGAUGCCCUGAACUCAAAGAUGCUUUAUUAGGAUGCAAAUAGAGUGUUAAACAUUCACUGUAAUAGACUCCACUGUAAAAGCUUGCUGGGCAACCAAUUUACUGCACUGUAUUGCUGCUGGAUGUCUAGAAAGGGUACAGCCCAGUAAAAAAGAUAUUUUAUCUGUGCACGGGUAUUACAGAGAUUCAACCUGUCAUUGGAUAAUAUGGUUGCCAUUCAUGUUCACACUUUAUCAGUAAUUGCAUUCCAAUUCAAAACUGGAUUGGCACAUUUGGACAGCCCUCUAUGUUUCAUUUACUAGUAAGAAUACAGGUAAUAAUAGCAGGGCUGUACGUAUAGCAGAUUUGAAUGAUUAUUACACAUUUUCAUAUAUCCCUAAACAUGCAUAGAUGCUUUUGUAGAUGACAGACAUGUUUGCACUUCUCAAAUUCGUAGUGAAACAUCUGCAAAAAGCCUUCAUGAAUGUUGGUGCAUAAUGCAUGGGAAUUUAUUUUGUUGUCCGAAUCUUGCCAAGUUAGUUGUAAAAUUUUUUGCUAAUUAAAUAAUGGUAAAUAUAUAAGGAGCGAGACCAGUUAUUUCUUCUUAGUAAAAAUUUUUAUCACCUAACUCAGUGUGAUUUGUUCAUUUAUAGUUCCUAUUGAUUCUCAAAUUAACUUGAGUAUGAUUUUUAUUUUCACCUUUUUUAUGGUCGCAUUUUAGGAGACUGACUUGUUGCGAAUGUCGAAUGAAGAUCUUCAUAAAAAUCGUACUUGAGUAUCUGUAAACGAAAUAGCAAGAUUGUUGUAAUUUUGCCAAAUACAAUGUCUUGUCUAUUUUAAAUACCGUGUUUUUAACAGAAACAAAAGUGUAGCUAUAACAAAUUUACAGCUUUGAAUGUUUGAACAGCAAAUUAGGUUGAUAAAUGUCAAAUAUUUAUGUAUUUUGUGAGUGUGGAGAAAAUUAGGUUGAGACUGCUAACACAUUUACAUUCUAAUGACUUCCUGUCUAAUAAACAUUUCCA